CCAACCAUGCCUCAGAUGCUUGUUUUGGUCGGCUUGCCCGGCUGUGGUAAGACCGCUUUCGCCAGGAGACUUGCAUCGCACGCGCCGUCGUGGGAGCGCAUCAACCAGGACGAGAUGGGCUCGCGGUCGCUGUGCGAGCAACACGCGGCAAAGUGCCUGAAGGAGGGAAAGAAUGUUGUCAUCGACCGAUGCAACUUUGACGAGGACCAGCGUAAGAUCUGGGUCAAGAUAGCCGAGGACGCGUUUGCGCCCGUCGACGCACUGUUCUUUGAUGUCGACGUGAAAGUGUGCAAGGAGCGGGUGAAGGCGCGGAACGGGCACCCGACCGGCGUCGAGGGCAAGUUCGGAGCCGAAGUUGUUGCACGGUUUGACCGCCUUCUGACGCGGCCGACUAUCUACGAGGGCUUCCGUUACAUCCACAACAUUGCCGCGCAU
This is a messenger RNA of Kickxella alabastrina, 435 nucleotides long. RefSeq names its product AAA domain-containing protein. Gene Ontology annotation, molecular function: polynucleotide 3'-phosphatase activity; ATP-dependent polydeoxyribonucleotide 5'-hydroxyl-kinase activity; double-stranded DNA binding. The transcript has a single exon. Gene Ontology annotation, biological process: DNA repair. The record is from RefSeq and is a predicted model, not a curated record. The annotation marks the transcript as partial. NCBI's taxonomy places the organism in Eukaryota, Fungi, Kickxellomycota, Kickxellomycetes, Kickxellales, Kickxellaceae.